AUGUACCCCCCAUACCCACCGGACCUCAACCCAGCGCAGAAAGAAUACCUCCUCUCGAACCUCAAGGACUGGUCAAUCGCCCAUGGAUUAGCAGUACGACCAGCACCAUCCUAUGUAUCCCCAGAACAGGAUCCCGCUGGAGCGCUGGCGACGACUGCGCCGGUGACGACCUUCCCGAGCUUGUUUCCAAGGGUGUGUUUCGAGCAGGCGAGGUCGGUGGCCAGGGCGUAUAAUGAGCUCUACUCGGCCAUUGCUGGCGAUGAGGGAUGGUUGAGGGGGAUUGUUGAGGAACUUGUGGAGAUCGACGACUUCAUGGCUGGUCUCUGGAAAGUACAUCUUGCUGUGAAGGAAGAGGGAUACGCUCAGUCCCUUGCCUUGGGCCUCUUUCGAUCCGACUACAUGGUUCACGUAGACCAGUCCAAUGCCUCAAAACCAUCUGUCAAGCAGGUGGAGUUCAACACCAUUGCUUCGUCUUUCGGCGGUCUCUCAAGUCAGGUAUCCGGUCUUCAUCAACAUCUACUUGCAAUCGAUGCAUACCCAGACGAGCUUUCUUCCUUGAUCAACACUUCAUCUCUUCCUGGGAGCAGCUCUGUGCCAUCUUUAGCAAAAGGCAUGGCCAAAGCACACGAAGCGUAUGGACCAUCAGCCGAUGGUUUCUCUACCUGCGUGCUCUUCCUCGUGCAAGAUCCCGAGCGAAACGUCUUCGAUCAACGACACCUGGAAUACGCAUUAAACAACAAUCACGGCGUGCGUACCUUCCGCAUACUAUUCGACCGGGUGCUUCAGGAAACGAAGCUCGACAAGAAUAGAAAGCUCAUUUACACACCACCUCACACUCCCAGCAAGCAAUACGAAGUCACCGUGGUCUAUUUCAGAGCAGGCUACACGCCAUCAGAUUACAAGGAUCAAUCGCACUGGGAUGCGAGGCUGCAGAUCGAACGCAGCGCGGCCAUCAAGUGUCCCACGGCACUGACUCAGCUGGCCGGAACGAAGAAGGUCCAACAGGUGCUGGCCACGCCGCACUCGCCCCAUCUGGCACGUUUCCUGCCAGACCAGCAGCAGGCGGCGGCGGUACUGGAGACGUUUGCACCCAUCUACCCGCUCGACAAGAGCGAAGCUGGUAACGAAGCGCGCAAGCUGGCGAUCGAUCCCGCAAGCGCGACCCGCUAUGUGCUGAAGCCGCAGCGGGAGGGCGGCGGUAACAACAUCUACCGCAAGGCGAUUCCGGGGUUCCUGAAAGAUUUGCCUGAGUCGCAUUGGCCGGCGUACAUUCUGAUGGAGAUGAUCGAGCCGCCCGCGCAGAGCAAUACCAUAUUCCGCAAUGGCGAGUUACAGAGUGGCGGCGUCAUCUGCGAGCUGGGGAUCUAUGGGGCCUGUGUGUGGAACACUGGCGCCAAUGGUAAGAGGGAUAUCCUGGAGAAUUUCGAGGCAGGCUAUUUAUUACGCACCAAGGGCGACCAGAGUGAAGAGGGCGGCGUGGCAGCAGGGUUUGGAGCCGUAGAUAGUCCAUGCCUCGUGGAUGUCUAG
Zasmidium cellare ATCC 36951 is the source of this 1527-nucleotide messenger RNA. RefSeq lists its product as uncharacterized. Lineage: Eukaryota; Fungi; Ascomycota; Dothideomycetes; Mycosphaerellales; Mycosphaerellaceae. Gene Ontology annotation, molecular function: ATP binding; glutathione binding; glutathione synthase activity. Gene Ontology annotation, cellular component: cytosol. Gene Ontology annotation, biological process: glutathione biosynthetic process. The transcript is spliced from 3 exons. Bases 1 to 1527 code for a protein of 508 amino acids. The record is from RefSeq and is a predicted model, not a curated record.